AUGGUGAAGCACGAGGGUAUCACGAUGGAGUCGAUGGAGAAACUCUUCAAACUACACCUUCGUCAAAUACAGGCGGACCUCGAGGCCAUCAAGGCGCACGGUGUCUCCCAGAACGCCCUCGAUGAGGCGGUGAACCCGCUCAGGGAGGCAGCCAAGAACAUCACCACCCGAGCUGCCGCCUUGGAGGCGAAGCCGUCACGCAAGCGCAACGCGACAAUCGCAACUGGCGACUUCAACGCGAAGUUCUUCGACGAAGAACCGGGGGAAGAUGCGACGUUCGGCGAUGGCGUCUUCGAGUCGAUGGGGCUGGAGAACCGGGAGAUAACGAACAGAG
Messenger RNA from Prorocentrum cordatum, 334 nucleotides. Lineage: Eukaryota; Dinophyceae; Prorocentrales; Prorocentraceae. The record is from the annotation of a GenBank genome assembly.